AUCAAACUACGAAUGAACCGAUAACUGAAGAAUCUUCAGAAAAUCUUGAAGUCAACUAUGGAUUGGAAGUGAUACGUCUCAGUGGAUUACCAGCUGCGUAUUCAGAACUCGCUCAGUCGAUCAGUGUACAACCUGACACUGGUGAAUUCAAACUAACCGGACUACGCAGUCAGUCAGAUAUUAAAGAUAUCAGAAGGCGUAUACAAGGCAGAUGUAUAGCUGAAAUCAAGCAGAAGUCAGAUGAUCAGCCAAUAAAACGUUAUGCUAGCCAAUAUUUCUUAGUCAAUGUACCGAAAGAUAUAGAAGCAUUACCAGAUUAUGUAGAUG
Messenger RNA from Trichobilharzia regenti, 327 nucleotides. NCBI's taxonomy places the organism in Eukaryota, Metazoa, Platyhelminthes, Trematoda, Strigeidida, Schistosomatidae. The record is from the annotation of a GenBank genome assembly.